This is a messenger RNA of Myxocyprinus asiaticus (Chinese sucker), 3376 nucleotides long. RefSeq names its product protein FAM53C-like. The record is from RefSeq and is a predicted model, not a curated record. Gene Ontology annotation, biological process: protein import into nucleus. Bases 1322 to 2446 code for a protein of 374 amino acids. The transcript is spliced from 5 exons. Gene Ontology annotation, cellular component: nucleus. NCBI's taxonomy places the organism in Eukaryota, Metazoa, Chordata, Actinopteri, Cypriniformes, Catostomidae.
GAAAAUCAUCAGUUUAUCUUCGGUAAUAUGCGUUAUUACUCGUACAUUCAGUAGUUUCGAUGCAUUCAGGCUCAUUGUGCAUGGCUUAACAUCUGACAUAAAAAUCGGUAAAUUGAUCACAAUUGCAUUUCAGAAACGUGUGUAAACAAAUCAGCAGCACAUGGCAGGGAUGCAGUAAUUUGGUUCUGCACACUGGUGGUCAGACUGUGCUGGAUAUGACGGACAAGUAAUUCAAACCUUAUUUCUUUAAUGGGCCUGUUUACUGCUCAGCGUUAGCUAUAGUCCUGUCCGCGGUUCCUGAUUGGUUCGCCAUGAAGACUGUUAUUUUUAAUCAGAAUGAAAAUGAGUCGCAUUUUAUAAACGCAAAAAAUAUUGAUUUGACAGUUUUAGGUGUUCUUGUAUUAUAUCCUAGCUUAAACCGUAAAAUCAAACCAAAAGCAAAGACGGAACAACCGGUGCGCAAAAUGAGAAAAUGAAAUGCCUUUCUACUUGGUAAUGUUGUCCAACGCUUAUUUGUUAUAGUCUCUUCAUUAGCUUGCUUUCAGCGUGCAAAAAUCAGGUCACAACUAGCCGAAUGUGUGUACACACUCUGAAUGGCUGAGCCUUGGCUAAUGCCCCAUGCAAACAUAGCUGCUGUAAUGUAACCCAGUGGCCUACCCCGACCUUCAAGACAGGGCGACACAAUUAUUUUAUUUUAUUUUUGUGUCGAUGCGAUCGUGAAAUGUAUUUUCUAUUGCUGAAAACGGGUUGAACCGAAAACGACGGAUGUGUUGUGGUACAUGUCAAGCUUAAUGUGCUUAUAACGAAGAUGACAGGCAGGCUUAUGCUCCCCCUCCCCCUCCAUCAGCCGACCGCUCAGCGCGUUACCAAGGCAACGGCGGAACCGAACCCGAAUCUGCUCGUGACCACCCAUUAUAACGUCAUCACGGUUGGACGUUUCCUCACUAGUGCAGUCAACAGUGUUUCAUUUAGAACCUUUAUAUUUAAUAACGUGUAGAGUCUAAAUCUAAACCAGAAUAACGUGUUCGCGUUGGACGUGGACAACAACACCAUACAUAUAAACAGGUGAGGAUAUCAUCAUGGUUCCUGAGUGAGACGUGAGCAGCCUGCCCUGGAUGUUUGGUGGAUCUAAAUGUGCUUCAUUUUCAUCUUGUGCACAUCAGCCACUUUCCCCACCUUUCCUUCCUCCAAUUUUCCAUGCCAUGGUUUCGUUAAAUGUUAAACAACAACGUUGUUCCAACAUCAACAACGAUCACUGGACAGCAAACUGUCUCUUCUUUAUCGUCAGAGCCCCAAAGACAGCAGGCCUACAGAUGGAUUGAUGCCUGAGAGCAGUUACUGGCAGCUUUGCCCUCCUUCAAAGUCCAGCCUGCAGGGGGUGCUCAGCUCCAGCUUCCCCCCCGGCCCCGUGCCCCUGGGUCCUCCAGAAAACCACCUGCCGGAGGGGGAUGCCCUGAACCGUCUGCUUGCCCCUAGUACCUCUGUGACGGACCUGUCUUUUCCCGGGCUUCCCCCUCCCCCCCCGCCACCCCCCAAACGCCACUGUCGUUCGCUGUCUGUGCCAGAGGACCUUUCCCGCUGCCGGUACACCUGGCGGCCGAGCGCAUCCAAGGUCUGGACACCAGUGAACCGCAGAUGCCACAGUGGAGGGGGCGCGGGGGGGCCGUGUCCGCUACGUGCCCCCAGCUCCUCUCUCAAUUCCUCGCUGCAUUCUUCUUCCAGUCCCACCUUUUUCAGCCUAGCCCUUUCUCCGGAUUCUCCGUUGCCGUGGAAUUUUCCGUGGGACCCAAGUGACAGUGCCGGAGGUGGUGCCUGCUGCUGCUGCUUCCCCUCACCAUCUUCAUGCUCCUCCUCUCCGUCUCCGCUCCAUCCACCGCCUCCCCCGCAGCGUCGAUUUUCCCUCUCUCCGGUGCUUAUCCGUGAGGCUGCGGCCCAGUUUCUGCCGCCACCUCCGGUGCCCCCACAAAUCACAUCGCAUCCACCAGCGGUGCCCGCCUCACCCUCGUCUGCCUGCAGCACUCCAUCUUCAGUGCGCCGUGCUCUUCCUCCUCAACUUCCACGGUGCCAUUCUCAGCCCUGCGACCUACUCCUGCUAAAACCUGGCCUAAAACGACGCAGGGACCCGGAUAGACCAUGUGCACGGCCUGUGCUGGACUUUGCCAAAAUGACACAGACCCGAAGCACAGAUCCUCUCAGUUAUAUGGAACGUGGCAGACUUGCCUGUGGGGGGGAUAUGUAUAUGGGCCUUGAGCCAUUUUUUGGAGACUUCAGAGGCUCAUGUUCACCAGCUGAAGGCCUGGGCAGGACGAGUAUUGGACCGUUGAGUGAAAGUGAUGAGGAGGAGGAGAGAGAGGAGGAAGACACUGAGGAGUGUGACGGGGGACAAGCGAGCGUGUUUGAAAGGGAUUGUACUGAACUAGAUAUCACUCUCAUUGAGGAGAACUGAACGUUGUCCUGGGGAAGAUCUCAUUUCCCUUCCACCGCCAGCAUUCAACUCUCUCUGCAUCACCUGCUACCUUACACUGGCAGGCCUCUCAGGAACCCUGCUGCCCCCUCUCGAGGCUCGCAGGCGUAGAAGCCAAUUAACGAAGACAUGCAGACUACUAUCAUAUGCAGGCAGUCAUGUACGCUGACCCAUCAACAUUGUACAUUCCAGAAUCAGUUGCUGAGACAUUCUGAAGGAUGCAAAUAUUUCAGAGCUGGAGAAACCAGCAAAGGAGUUUUAUGUGUAUUGGACAUCCCCUUAAAAUUAAUCCUCAAACUGGCAAAACGGAACUGGAGGCAAACAGCCCUUCAGCUUCCUGCUUCUCACAUCUUUCCUCUCGACUUGUUUUGAUAGUAAGAAUAGACUUUCAAGGAUGAUGGUUAUAAAUAUCAGUGUUUUGUUUAGUUCUAAUAUAAAAGGGCAGUACGACAUAGCAGUAUUUUACUCUGCAGACCUUUAUACUUCCUGACGAAGGUCCAUCAGAUUCAACAUAAGCCUUAAGAUGCCUGUUUUUUUUCUUCCUCUUAAUCAAAAGAUUCCUCAAGGAAAUGAAUUGUGUACUGUAGCUGUUGUUCUUUGUUUUAUUUUCUGCAGUCUCUUUAUUUUGUUUUUAAUCUGUACAAUGCAUUCCUCUAAAUUUGAAAUGUGUAAACAUUUAUUAAUGCACUGUAUUUGGGACAAUUAGAAAGAAACAAUGAAAGCAACCACUGUAUUCUGAAGGCACAUUGUUAUACUGUAUUGUACAGCAAGUAUUUGUUCAAAUAAGUUGUGUAAAGAUGGUAGCUUGAAGGUUGGAGACAGGAUAUUGCUGUCAUUUAGAGAUUUUUUUUAUUGUACGUGUGAUACAAAUUCAGACUCGGUUUAUGUAAAAAUAAAGUUUAUUUGAAAUUA